CUGGGGAGGGUGCUGGAUCCUGACGCCGGAACAGGUGGCUAGCUUGCAAGAGGGAACAGGGUCAAAGGUGGAGGGUUUUGGGCUGGCAGGAGGGAAGAGGCCUGGACCUGGAUUUGGUAAGGAGAAAGACAUUGUAUGCAGAACCACCAGUGCAAUGGACAUCCCGAGGCAGCAGCUGCAGCUGCAGAGUGAGGUGCUUAGAGAGAGGCUGGUUGAUUCCUGAAUGGAGAUCUUAGGUGGGUCAGAGCCCACAGUAUGUGUCUUGAGGCCCUUGGCUCUGAUUCCCAAGUCUGUGAAAGGCAGACCCUACUGCCCAUUUUGUAGGAUCUCUGCACAGCUUUCUGCUUCUGGUGACAGGAAAUACUGGUUUCAAUUUAGCUUUGACUUUCCUUGAGCUGGUGGCCCUGAGAUGGGAAGCUCUUUAGCAGUAAAGGGGACAAUAUACAACAGCAUUCUUUUGAAAGGAAGAAACAGAAACCAUCAUUGAAGGUGGGACUGUAGGAUUAGGUGAGGUAGAUUUCAUUUCUAGGGAGCUCUGAUUUGGUGUACAGAUUUUCAAGGCAUAUCAGAGGUGUCCAGGAAUCACUUGCUGAUUUCUUUCUGCUCUUCCAGGCUUCUGGCCAGAAGCCAGAGGGGGGUUGGCUGACAGUAGAGAGAAACAACUUGCUGUUCUUCCUAGCUCUGAAACAGAAAAUGGCUACAGACGGUGGAGGCGUCCCUGUUGCUGAGAACAAGGGGAGAGUCCAGGAGGUAUGAUGGGGUUUCAGAUGAAAAAGGCAUGCAUUGAAGGGAACAGAUCAAAGUUUGAUGGGGAUUGCGGUCAAAGGAGGGUGUCUGGACCAAGGGGAAAAUUAGACUCCCUGGUGGAGGAGUAGGAGGUUGGAGCACUGGAUGUGGAGUAUUAGAGAGAAGGAAGUAUAUUGGGAGAUACCCUCCAUCUGGUAUUUCCACUGUAACUUUUGUCUGGUGGAUCCUAUAAGCCAGUGGGCACAUGAGAUAGUGAAUAGUAGGUAUCCGCUGGUAAGGUUUAUUCUGCACAGUGCGCAGUGCACACAGGGAACCUUAUUCUGUUCCCCACUCCCUCUCUCUAGGCAUAACCUCAUCUGUCUGGGUCUCUGCUCCCUGUUCUUCCUGUGCCUGGUAUCUGUGUGUGUGUGCAUGUAUGCACAUAAGUGUGUGUAUUGUACAUUUGUGUGCGUAUAUAAUGAUCACCUUCUGGGGCCUAGGGUCUCCAGGACCAGAGUCAGAGUCCCCUGGCCUGUGGUCAGUAGGUGUCAGUUGUAAAAUGUGGAACAUGUACCUGAAGACCUUACCUAUUUUACUAGGUCCUGGGGAGGUUGAAAGGAAGUAAUGGGGAUGAAGCCUUCUACAAGGAGCUCAUCAGCCUGUAACUGAUUACUAUACUACACAAAGCUGGGGCACCUCUGACUGUUGGAGUCUAUACUGUACCCCCACCUAGUGUAUUUAUGUAUGCACAGCUGGUAUUAGUGCUGCUGACUUUAUGCCACUGUUACCCCUGUUCCAUGUGCCUUUCAAGGUUGCUUGUUACAUGGCCCUUGAGCACCUGACAAGAUUGUACAUCUACAUCCUCUGCUGAUGUCAGAUUCUGUCAAGCAUGUGCAGAUUUCAGGUCAGGCACAUCCCUGUCAAGACAUGCUCUGCAGGCUAGAGGAGACAGUGCCUUUGAGAGCUGCUCAGAUGUCACAGCACAUCAAGAUGGAGCCAGAAGAGCCGAAUCCUGAGGGGGCUUCACGGGAAGACAGUGCUCCAGGUGGAUGUGGCCAGGUGCCCCUAAGCCCUGGCUCUAAAGAGAAAGCUCUCUUACUGCCUGGUGGAGCCCUUUCCUCACCCCGGAUCCCUGUACUUUCCCGAGAGGGGCGGACCAGAGACCAGCAGAUGGCUGCCGCACUCCUCACAGCCUGGUCCCAGAUGCCUGUGACAUUUGAGGAUGUAGCUCUGUACCUUUCCCGGGAAGAAUGGGGACGACUGGACCAUACACAGCAAGACUUCUACAGGGAUAUGCUGCAGAAGAAAAAUGGGCUGGCCUUGGGGUUUCCCUUCAGCAGGCCUUUCUGGGCCCCACAAGUACCCAGGAAGGUUGAAGCCUUGAGCUCCAGCAGGCAGACAGGAGCCGAGGAGGAACAGGGCGACUAUGGCUCAGGAACUGUGGAGGUGGAGAAGGAGGCUCCAGCCAAGUGUGUGGCAUCCCUUGGGGAUGUGAAGCCCUUAUCCACGGCAGGAUGGGUCGCAGGGCAGGUCCUCCAGUACAUACAGCAAGUUACCAGUGACCAGAAUGCCAGGUCUGCCAGAGACACUGGGCAGCCAGCUCCUGGGGAAGCAAGACAGCCCGAGCUCACCUUGCCCAACACCUGUACCCCGAAGGCCCUGGAGGACUGCAUCCUAGAGAACCCUAAGGAAGAGGAAAAGGGCAUGCCUGAGAGUAACGAGGAGGGCCUGGCCCCUGAUGGCGAAGUGGGCAAGAAGAGCUAUAAAUGUGAGCAGUGUGGCAAGGGCUUCAGCUGGCAGUCACAUCUAGUCACACAUCGACGCACACACACCGGAGAGAAGCCCUACACCUGCACAGACUGUGGUAAGCGCUUCAGCCGCAGCUCGCACCUUAUCCAGCACCAGAUCAUACACACAGGCGAGAAGCCCUACACCUGCCCCUCUUGUUGGAAGAGCUUCAGCCACCACUCCACGCUGAUCCAGCACCAGCGCAUCCACACGGGCGAGAAACCAUAUGUGUGUGACCGCUGUGCCAAGCGCUUCACCCGCCGCUCGGACUUGGUCACGCACCAGGGCACACACACAGGCGCCAAGCCGCAUAAGUGCCCCAUUUGUGGCAAAUGCUUCUCACAGAGCUCAGCUCUGGUCACGCACCAGCGCACUCACACCGGCUUGAAGCCCUAUCCAUGCCCCGAGUGCGGCAAGUGCUUCAGCCAGCGCUCCAACCUCAUAGCACAUAACCGCACGCACACCGGGGAAAAGCCCUAUCACUGCCUCGACUGUGGCAAGAGUUUUGGCCACAGCUCACACCUCACGGCCCACCAGCGCACACACCGUGGCGUGCGGCCCUAUGCCUGUCCGCUGUGCGGCAAAAGCUUCAGCCGCCGCUCCAACUUGCACCGCCACGAAAAGAUCCACAGCAGCGGGCCCAAGGCACUGGCUGUGCUCAUGUUGGGGGCAGCGGCUGCUGGGACACUGGCCGCACCCCCACCAGCCCCUACCUAAGUCGGCAGGGCAGCUGGGCUAGUCCACUGAAAUAACGGCCUUGGCAUGGGGAAUGGAGUGGGAAGGGAUGAGUGCUGGGGAGGUGCAGGAGUGGGGAGGGGCAUAGUAUCUGGGGAGGCGAGAAGGCACCGUGGGCAAUCUAGCCAAAAAUUAAAGGCCUUAGAACACAAA
Molecule: messenger RNA, 3402 nt
Organism: Cavia porcellus (domestic guinea pig)
Lineage: Eukaryota; Metazoa; Chordata; Mammalia; Rodentia; Caviidae
Gene: Znf205
Product: zinc finger protein 205
Exons: 6
Coding region: 1597-3231 (544 amino acids)
Biological process (GO): urogenital system development; embryo development; regulation of transcription by RNA polymerase II
Cellular component (GO): nucleus
Molecular function (GO): RNA polymerase II cis-regulatory region sequence-specific DNA binding; DNA-binding transcription factor activity, RNA polymerase II-specific
Source: RefSeq, a predicted model, not a curated record